GCAAGGUAGGAUGCGUGCCUCUCAGAGAGGCUGCCUCGGAGGAGAUGAAGCGUCGUCGUCGUCGUCGGAGCGGGGCUUCGGCGGCCGAAGGAGGGGAUGGCGACCCCUGAGGCGACGCUGGUCCCGGUCAUCUGCUCUGGAUUUAGCUCAGGAGGACAUGGAUGAAGACUCAUUAACUCAUUCUUGGAGCUGAGGCCUUGUAGUGGAAUCCGAUAAUUCCUUUGCAGUUAUUAUGAAAACUUGGCUAUUCUGAAUAUUCCUCUUUGUGUUCGUGCAAGUUUGAACCACAAUGAGUUCGUGGAGUCAAGAAAAAGCCAGCUCUCCCUAUUGGGAAGACCGUAUAUUUUACUUGCUUCUCCAAGAAUGCAGCAUUAUAGACAAACAGACUCAAAAGUUAUUGAAAGUACCCAAGGGUAGCAUUGGUCAGUUUGUACAAGACCGGUCUUCAGGAGGACAUACCAGAAGCAACCCUUCGUCCAAAAGCAAAAAGUUACAAAUAGGAAUCAAGAUUUUGGAGCAGCCCCAUGCGGUUCUGCUUGUGGACGAGAAAGAAGUUGUUGAAAUUGAUGAGAAACGAGCGGAACUGCUUUUGGCAGUUACUAAUUGUGAGGAAAGAUACAGUAUAUUUAAAAGCAAGGCUAGACUGAGUAAGGGCCUCCACAUUGAAGUUGGCUCAGCUGUGAAAGUACAGCUGAGGUCAGGAGAUGAAAAAUAUCCUGGAGUUGUUCGCUUUAGAGGACCCUUGAUACAAGAGAGAUCACUGUCAGGCAUAUUCUUUGGAGUGGAGCUUUUGGAAGAAGGUCGUGGUCAGGGAUUUACAGAUGGACAGUACCAAGGCAAACAGCUGUUCAGAUGUGACGAGGACUGUGGAGUGUUUGUUGCACUGGACAAACUAGAGCUGAUGGAAGAUGAUGACAAUGAACUGGAAAAUGACUAUGCAGCUCCAGUUGACUCAAUGCAGGUAGACCUUCCUCCUUUGGAGCUCAACUCCAGGGUUUCUGUGAAGAUAGGGAAGAAUAUAGAGUAUGGGACAGUUAUAUUCUGUGAUGUCUUACCAGGAAACGAGAGUUUAGGAUACGUUGUUGGAGUGGACAUGGAUAAUCCAAUUGGAAAUUGGGAUGGAAGAUACAACGGACAACAGCUGUGUAGUUUUGCAAGUGUUGAAAGCACACUUCUCUUGCAUAUCAAUGAUGUUAUCCCAGAGGCUGUGUCUCAGGAAAGGAGACCUCCUAAACUUGGCUUUACCUCGCGAAGCGGCUGUGAUAAAGGGUUCAAUCACAGUAAGCCAAAGUCUACAGGUGCACUCUCUGACCCUGGAAAUAGAAACAGAUCAGAAUUUUUCUACACCUUAAAUGGAUCUUCAGUUGAUUCUCAACCACAGACAAAAUCAAAAAACACAUGGUAUAUUGAUGAAGUUGCUGAAGACUCUGCAAAAUCACUUAAUGACUCCUCUUCGGGGUUCGGCCAUUCUUCGCCACCUCUGCAGCCUCCCCCAGCAAAUACUUUAUCAGCUGAAAACAGAUUUCAUUCCCUGCCUUUCAGUCUGACAAAAAUGUCCAGCAGCAACAAUGCUAUAGGACACAGCCCACUUUCUUUAUCUGUUCAAUCAGUUAUUGGCGAGGGUAAUGUUGGGCCAACCCAGGAGAGCCCACCAUCAGUGGUAGCACCUAUCAAUAUGCAUGGGCUUGAAGCAGGUUCCUUGGCAGAAGUGAAGGAGAACCCGCCUUUCUAUGGUGUAAUCCGUUGGAUUGGGCAGCCACCGGGGGUGAAUGAAGUCUUAGCAGGACUUGAACUGGAAGAAGAAUGUGCAGGAUGUACCGAUGGAACAUUUAAAGGAACUCGAUACUUUACCUGCGCACCCAAGAAGGCUCUUUUUGUUAAGCUGAAGAGCUGCAGACCAGAUUCCAGAUUCGCUUCAUUGCAGCCUGUCUCUAACCAGAUUGAACGCUGCAACUCUUUAGCUUUUGGAGGUUACCUAAGUGAAGUGGUUGAAGAAAACACACCUCCAAAAAUGGAAAAAGAAGGCUUGGAGACAAUGAUUGGAAAGAAGAAAGGAAUUCAGGGUCAUUACAACUCAUGCUACUUAGAUUCCACCUUAUUCUGCCUAUUUGCAUUCAGCUCUGUUUUGGACACAGUCUUGCUUCGACCAAAAGAGAAAAAUGAUGUAGAAUAUUAUAGUGAAACUCAAGCGCUCCUGCGGACAGAAAUAGUUAAUCCUCUCAGAAUAUAUGGAUAUGUGUGUGCAACAAAAAUAAUGAAGCUGAGGAAAAUAUUGGAGAAAGUUGAAGCAGCCUCAGGAUUCACCUCUGAAGAAAAAGAUCCAGAAGAAUUUUUGAAUAUUUUGUUUCAUCAUAUUUUGAGAGUAGAACCACUAUUAAAAAUAAGAUCAGCAGGUCAAAAGGUUCAAGACUGCUACUUCUAUCAGAUUUUUAUGGACAAGAAUGAGAAAGUUGGAGUGCCUACAAUACAGCAGUUAUUGGAAUGGUCUUUCAUCAACAGCAACUUGAAAUUUGCCGAGGCACCCUCAUGUCUCAUCAUUCAGAUGCCUCGAUUUGGAAAAGACUUCAAAAUGUUCAACAAAAUCUUUCCUUCCUUGGAAUUAAAUAUCACAGAUCUGUUAGAAGACACUCCUAGACAGUGCCGCAUAUGUGGAGGACUUGCAAUGUAUGAAUGUCGAGAGUGCUAUGAAGAUACAGAAAUUUCUGCAGGCAAAAUCAAGCAGUUUUGCAAAACUUGCAAUACCCAAGUUCAUCUUCAUCCCCGAAGACAGAGUCAUAAAUUUAAUCCGGUGUCUCUUCCAAAAGAUCUGCCAGACUGGGACUGGAGACAUGGCUGCAUACCUUGUCAGAAGAUGGAGUUGUUUGCUGUUCUUUGUAUAGAGACAAGCCACUAUGUGGCAUUUGUUAAAUAUGGUAAAGGGGACUCUGCCUGGCUCUUCUUUGACAGCAUGGCUGACCGGGAUGGAGGCCAGAAUGGCUUUAACAUCCCUCAAGUGACUCCAUGCCCAGAAGUUGGCGAGUACCUGAAAAUGUCUGUUGAUGAGCUGCAUUCAUUGGACUCGAGAAGAAUUCAAGGCUGUGCACGAAGACUGCUUUGCGAUGCUUAUAUGUGCAUGUAUCAGAGCCCAACCAUGAGCCUUUACAAAUGAAAAACAGUGGUUUGGGAAGGAAGAAGUUUCCCAGUGACUUGAUUGAAACCCAAGAAAGUUCAGGUGGGCUGUCGGCUCACUUGCAUAUGCAUCUGUUGCCGGCAAUGGAUGCUUCAGAGGUGUGACAAGCAAAUGUCUGCAAUGAAAGAAGAAAACUUUUUAAAGAAGGAAAAAAACAACAUCCCUAAAAUGCGGUGUUUUGUUGCUAAAAUACUUAAUAAGCAUUUUGCACUCUAGGGAGUGUGUGUGUGUGUGUGUGUUUUAAAUAAAAGGUGUAAAGGAUGCUAUUAAAAUGUUUAGGCUACAUUUCAGAUGAGUUGUGCACAUGGAACAAAAUUUUGUGCGUGUCAAAAUUGCCAUGUCAAAUGUUCUGCAGAGGCUUCAUUCAAGGAACCACAAAGCCUAGGAUGGAGGGAUUGUAUUAGAGAGAGUCUCUAUGUUUGUGCAUAUGUUUUUGUUUUUUUUUUUGCAGCGCUGUACAGGUUGUACAGUUAGGAUACUGGAUUAUGACCUGAUUCUUACUAUUGAGACUUUUGUUUGCUUCUUUUGGCCCCAGUAUAAAUUAUAACAGGAAAGGAACAAAAUGGCUCCAGUGUAUUGAGUAAGCAUGUAAACACAUAAGCUGUUUGAUCACUCUGCUGUGCUCCCAUGGACCAAGAAUGUGCAGUGUUCUCUUCAUUGCUGAUGGUUUCCUUUAGAAAACAACAAGGCAUUAGCCGAUACAAAAUUUUUUCUCUUGUAGGAUGUCUGUUUGGAAUGAUUCCUAUACACAGAAGUUGGUCAUUGUACUGCACCAUCCAUGCAACUUGCUCAAAGCCUGUUCCAUGAGCUGGAUGAGCAGGUUGUCUAAAUAACUCAUUUUAAUACAGCAUGGAUGUUCCCUUGUUAAGUAAUUCCAAAAACUAUCUGUGAUUACAAAAUAGUAAUCUUAUGUUUUUGAGCUUAACUUUAAUGGGAGGGCCUUUUUGAUUAUUUUAAUUAUUUGAUUUUCUCCCAUGUUUGGAGACUCCUCAGCAGAAUUUCUGCAUGCCUUCUUUCAUCAUCAUGUUAGGUUGUUUGUCCCAAGAAGUUCCCCAUUUACUCAGAGGUUCUGAUUUGAAUGUAGCUUUAUUAUUUAUGUGAAUCAAAAGGCUAUUCUGUGUGUGAGAAGAAAAGGAGGUGGCAAGGUUCAUUCACACUGGAAUAAUAACAAGGAGUAUUAAAUUCUCUUUUGUAUGCUGUUACAUAAGUGCAUGUGUAUGCAUAUGUGUACACAGUUCUGAGACACACAAAGAAUCAAGCCUUGUAAUGGAUGUGUGUCUUUAGGAUAUAUCCAAUUUAAAGGAAUUUUACUGCCAUAGCUUUACCUACCACUGAGAAGAUGUUUUUGGACAUGGUGGUGCAUUGUAUUUGUAUUGGUUUGCUGCUCCCCCAGCUGCUGUCAUUCAGAUAUAUUGGGACUAUAACUCCCAGAAUCCUUCAGCCAGCUAGUUUCUUUGGAACGCAUCAGGUUGAGGAAGGCUGGCAUAGUCCUCAUAUCUUUCUUGCUCUUGUAGGGCUUUCAGGUCUGGCUCAACCUUUGACAACCUGGUGCAAAAUUGAAUUGAGGGGACAGCAUUCUACACAACUCAAGUUGUUGGCAUAAAUGUGUCCUACAGACACCCAUAUAUAAUAUUCCCAGGUUCAAAACAGGCAGUGGAAACAUUAUCAUUGUAUUUCUCACUUUUUGUCUCAGGGAAUAUUAUUGAAAUCAAAUCUAAAGCCCAUAAUAUAGAAGCUGAUACUGUACUUAGGAUUUUAUUGUAUUAAUAUAUUUUGUGGAAGAUUCCUUAAAAAUGUAUCAUCUCUAAAGAUUAACUUGUCCCGGUGUAUGGUCAAAUCAUUUGACUUGCUGCUCAGUACAUAUGAAAAAUUACUUGGUUAUUUGAAGUAUCCUUUGAAACAUUGAAUAUUUUUAUGAACUGUAAGUCUAAUAGUAUUUUUUUUUCCCUGUGGGGAAAUAUCUAUUAUAGUUGCCUUUCGUAUAUUCCUAAAAUAAGGGCAGCUAAAGGCAUAUCCGAUCAGAACCAAAAGGUCAAUUUUGUAAGGAGAAAUGGACUGCAGGUUAAUGGGGUAAUUCUUUGUUUUGUUUUGUUUGGAGUGGAUGUUGGGUAGGUUAUGGGAGUAGUCUGGGGAUCAGCUUGUUCUAAAGAGACUGAUGGAGAGAGUGAUAGUAGGACACUGACAUGAUUUUUUAAAAGUGAGUUCUAACUAGGGUGGCUAGGUUGAAUUCUUCCAAAAAAAAAAACUUGAAGGGAAAGAGACAUGAACAGGAUGUGGGGAUAUAAGCUGGAGAUUGUCUUUCAGGAUCCCAGGAAAAAAUACAGAAGAGGUUGUAUGUCCCCUGGUAUCACAGUGCUAGAGGUGGAAGGAUGAAGACUGAUAAUAGUCUUUGAAUGAGGACAGAUAAAUGAGGGACCCCCAGCUACAGGACUUACAGAAAGAUGUACAAAAAAGGGCCCUUGAGUUGAGGUAUUUCUAAAUAUAUUAUUUUUAUAUCAGAAACAGUGCACCAUUUCUCCCGUUUGGGUUGAUGUUGAUAAUGUCUGUGAACUAUUGGUUUUUUAAAAACAUUAAGUUUGCUUUCCUAGUAGGUAUGCGUGUGUUAUGUUUGUAUCUCAGGUUUUUUAUAACAUAUCACUGAGACACUAAAACAUCUUGCAGAACUACCCUUUUAAUAGUGAAAGGAGAGGAAAUGAGAAUGUCUUGGUUAGAUGGCAGAAGAUUAAGAAAGAAAUAAUGUGAAUACUGCAGGGAAACGUGAGCAGCUCUGUACAUCUGGAGUAACUCUUCAAAUUACUUGUCAAGGGUAUUUACUGGAGGAGCAAAGAAGGUAGUUACCAUUUGUCUAGUUCAGUGGUUCCCAAACGUUGGUCUUCCAGAUGUUUUGGACAUCACCUUCCAAAAGCCCAAGCCAGUUUGGCCAACAGUCAGGAAUUCUGGGAACUGAAGUCCAAAACAUCUAGAGAAGCAAAGUUUGGGAAUCACUUGUAGUUCUCCACUAACAAGCUCAUACUCAGCAUCUUUUAGAUUCUGGGAAUACCUCUCUGGUUUCAUUUGGUUUGUAAAAUUGCAUGCAUUCUCCCCUUAUGCUUCUGUGGGUCUUGUGGCUUGUUGGCCUCAGGAGGCACACUGUGCUUAUGAUCUGAGAAAGUAUGUAAACCCUUCCACAGAAUCAUAUGGGAGAGGCCAAAAAUGCAGGAAGACCCAUGUGAUUGUUCCAAACCAUCUGAUUUUGCCACUCACUUGCAUUGCUUGGUAAGGUAGAGAAUUUUGUUUUGGGGCAGUGGCUAUUCUUCUCUGUGAAGCUGCCUUGAAAUCUACACAUGUGUUAUCAGUUCUACAUAUCUUAUUCGUUUGUGGCCUAAAGGGGAAAAUGAAAAUAUAACUUGGACAGGCAGUUAAUGGCAGAUCACUAGGAGAUAUUUCUUACUUGUCAAAACAAUUACAAUUUAAGUGCUGACUUACAAGCCAGCACCAGAGACAUUGGGGGAUGGUUCUUAGACUGGAUUUCUUCUUUAUUUGAAUAUGACAUAAUUUAUUUCCUGUCACUCCUAAAUAUUUAGUACAAGCACAAAACUUGAAUUAUGGCAAAGCAAAGAUCAAAUUGAACUAUUGAACAAUAUUGAACAAGUGGCAAAGUAGAUUCAUAAACCCAAUGAGGUUUUCUGUUGGCUGAGUUCUUUGGUCAGUUCUUUGUUUCAAAUAUUUGAGGAAGAAUUCUGAUCUGCAAAAUGACAGAAGUAUUCUAUUGCUUGAUACUAAUCAAGGACUGUUUUAUAAAUCUUAGCCACUGUGAGGAACAAGACAAUAUUUAUUUUGAGGGAGGAGGACUAAACAUCUUCCAUUAGAAAAUGUCAGCUCUGAAGUGGUGGGCAAACACUUGUUAUGCAGUGACUUUUGAUCUCUGCUGGUCAUUUCCUCAAACUGUCACUUAGCAUUACAUUUAAAACAACCCAGUAAUUAUGCAUGUAAUGGUCUCUCCCUUUUGUGAGAUAAAAGGAGGAAAGAAACUGGUAUCAACUUUACUGCAUCUCUUGCCUCCUUUUCUCAGUCUCCUCUUUUGUUUCACUCAUUGCCCUUUUCCCAUUCUGAUACAGUGCUUGUAAAGUUGUGUUACUGUACAAAGUGAAUGUUGAACAGUCACUGCAUAUAGGGAAGGGAGUUUCGACAGAUACGAAAUCAUUUUGUUUUGGCUUGUGUUCCAUUUUUCAUGAAGAAUUUGGUACAAUAAGAGGACAUGGAAACACUAGUGUGAUAUACAUGAGGCAAAAGAAUUGUGGUUGAAUGAAUGUGAAGGCUGAAUUUGGAUUUUUACCUUUUACUUAGGCUGCCUCUUUUGAGGUUUGCAUUUUAUUUAUUCUGCCAUUGUAACAAAGUGUGUUUUGCAUUGGCUUGCACAAUUCCUGAUGUUUUUGUUAAAAAAAGAAUAAACAUCCUGUGGUUGAGUGUAGUUGUCUCCUUAACAGAUUGUCUCUCUACUGCAAGUUUAGGGAAAUGUUUGGCUUGCUGUAAUAUAAAGCCUUAAUUUCCCAAAGAGGAAGAAACUGUAUCAUAUACUAUUUCUGUAUUAAUAUUUAUUAAACCUGUUAUUUUUA
Molecule: messenger RNA, 7764 nt
Organism: Sceloporus undulatus (fence lizard)
Lineage: Eukaryota; Metazoa; Chordata; Lepidosauria; Squamata; Phrynosomatidae
Gene: CYLD
Product: CYLD lysine 63 deubiquitinase
Exons: 17
Coding region: 290-3148 (952 amino acids)
Biological process (GO): necroptotic process; protein K63-linked deubiquitination; regulation of intrinsic apoptotic signaling pathway
Cellular component (GO): cytosol
Molecular function (GO): K63-linked deubiquitinase activity; cysteine-type deubiquitinase activity
Source: RefSeq, a predicted model, not a curated record